This is a messenger RNA of Prionailurus viverrinus (fishing cat), 1780 nucleotides long. RefSeq names its product protein tyrosine phosphatase non-receptor type 18 (gene PTPN18). Lineage: Eukaryota; Metazoa; Chordata; Mammalia; Carnivora; Felidae. Gene Ontology annotation, molecular function: non-membrane spanning protein tyrosine phosphatase activity. Gene Ontology annotation, biological process: peptidyl-tyrosine dephosphorylation. Gene Ontology annotation, cellular component: nucleus; cytoplasm. The record is from RefSeq and is a predicted model, not a curated record.
AUGGCCAUCUACCGAACGCGGGCACUUGGAAGGUUGGCCCCGGGCUUCCAAGCAAGAGGAAGCGUCCGCGGGAUUGUGCGGUGUCACCCGACGUGCCCCGCGCGCAGACCAAGCGAGGCGCGGGCGCCGGACUCAGUCCCGCCGCACAGCCGCAGGCGACCCGCCGCGCUGGCUGCUUCGGGUCCCAGAGCCUGCGGGCGCUACCAGGGCGAGCUCCGGACGCCUUGGCCGAGGGGCGCGCCCUGCUGGCUGUCGCGCGAUUCCAUUGGGUCGCAUGAUGAUCAGGCACCAGUGGUCCUGUCCCUGCUCCAGGAGGAGGGACACGGCCACUACAUCAAUGGCAACUUCAUCCAAUGUGAGCAUUACUGGGACCAAGAACAGGAACCACUACAGAUUGGACUAUUCUGCAUCGUGCUGACAAGGGAGACAUGGCUGAACACAGACAUCAUACUCUUGGUCACCUUUCAGAAGGAAUACCGAUCUGUGUACCAGCUGUAAUAUAUGUCCUGGCCAGACAGAGAAGUCACUAGCAAUCCUGAACAUGUGCUCACCAUGGCGGAGGAAGCCCAUCACCUCCAGGGAUAUGGCCCCAGGCCCGUCUGUGUCCACUGCAGUGCAGGUUGUGGGUGAACAGGUGUCCGCCUCUUCAGCGUGGUCCUGGAGAUGAGAAAGCAGUGGCCUGUAGCUGUGCAGACAAAGGAGGAGUACAGGAAUAGGAACCUGGUGGUUCAGAUGUUCUUCUCAGCACUCCACACCUCCAGCCCCCUUUACCAGAACUUCAAGGAGGUACCAAGGCCUCCUGCCUACUGUCUUCCUGUCCACCAUCAAACACCCUCAGAGACUAGGACCAGAGCAGAGGUCUGUGGACACCAUCACUGCAGCAUCUACCUGGUGAGGUCCUCAGGCACCCAGCCCUAUCUCCUCAUUCUUCCCUUUCCAAUUUCUCAUGCCCAAGGCCGUCCCUCCCUCCCCUUUACAUGCCACUUCCUCAUUCCUUUAUUCAAACAUUUGCACGACAGUACCACCCCGCAGUACCAAUACGCUGCGCCCUCCACCCGCCAGGCUGGCCCCUUCCCUCCAUCCACCAAACUAGCGGGGCCCUCCGGACGCACAGCGAGACGCCCCUCACCCAGAGGCCCCUCCCUCUCGCCUCGGAAACCCGCCCGCUCCCCCUCUCCCGACCCGCCAGCAGCCUCGGGAGGGAAGGAAGCGGGCGGUUUGCGCGCCGCGAGCGCUCCCCACCCCCUCCUUCCUCGGGCUCGGCGUCUUCACUUCCUCCCCGUCCGCCCCGCCCGCAGGAGCAUCUCGGCGCCCGGGUCCCCGGCUCCCGCUAUGGCCGACACGGACACGUACGCGGUGGUGCAGAAGCGCAGGGCGCCCCCGGGGGCCGAGGCGGGGGCGCCGGGGCGCGGCGCGGAGGAGGCGCCGCUCUACAGCCAGGUGCUGCCGCGCGCCCGGCGGCCUCAGGCGCGCGCAGAGGAGGCGCAGGGGGCGCCGCCCGGGCGCGUUCUGGCUGACCAAAGCCCCGCUGGGCCUGACGCCUACGAGGACGUGGUGGAUGGAGCUCAGACCGGUGGGCUAGGCUUCAACCUGCGCAUUGGAAGGCCUAAAGGGCCCCGGGACCCCCCUGCUGAGUGGACCCAGGUGUGAGUGCUGCACCCCUGCCUGCCUGUUGCCCCACAUGGGCACCUGGACUGCUGACGGCCAUUCUCUGCUGUGUGAAGUGUUGGGAAUGGGAAUGAUGGUCCUGGAUCAAAAUAAAAGUUUCUCAGGGUGGAAA